AUGUCGGACGAUUCGACCCAGGACGAGAUUCGCGCGGCGCAGGCGGCUCGUCGCGAGGCUCGUCUCGGGGCGACCGCGAACCAGCCAGAUGCAGGCCUCUCUACCGAGGUCGCUGCCCCCGAGACGGCCAAGAAGUCGCGCUUCAGCAAGUACAACCAAGAGCUUGACGUCGGGACUAGUGCGGACGCAGACAUGGACGACGAGGGCGGCAGCAACGAGGUUUCGCUCCUCGACUCUUUCACCGCACCAAAGCACCUCCUGAACGAGUUCGCCGACGAAGACGCCGAGGACCCGUUCGCCGCGACCGCAAAGACUCGCCAGGUUGCUGCUCGCCAAUCCGAGUACCACCAGCGCCGCUUCGACCGCGAUGCGGGCGAGGAUGGCGAGUCAUACGGGGACAAGAUGCGACGAGCGGAGAUUGAGCGUGAAGAGCAGCGGGUCAUGCGCGAGAUUGAGCGCCGGCAGCAGGAGGGAACCGACGAGAAGGGCGAGCCGCUCAAGCAGAUCGAAGCGGUCGACCAGACGCCGAGGCGGAGACGGUGGGACAUCGCCGAGCCGGACCAACAGCGGGACGUCCAGAUGGCGGAUGCGUCGGCUUUGGGCAAGGAGCGCGGCGGCGAGUGGGACGAGGCAAAGCUGAAGGGCAAAGAGGCCGCGCCCGCCGAGACGCCUCGACGGAAACGCUCACGGUGGGACGAGACGCCCGCCGGUCCUGCCGGUGCACCUGGCGAAACGCCGAAACGGUCAAGGUGGGAUCAGACGCCGGUCGGAGGUGUCGCUGCGACGCCUGUUCCCGGCUCGCUCCAGCCCUUUGGCAUUCCCACGACAAUCAACACGGUGCAGCAGGGGACGGCGGGCGAAGGGUUCCUCCUUGUCGGCGGCGUCAUGGAUCGACGAGUGCGGUGGCUCACGGACGAAGAGCUCGACGCGAUGCUGCCGAGCGAAGGCUACGAGAUCGUUGAGCCGCCUGCCGGCUAUCAACCUAUCCGCACGCCGUCACGCAAGCUACAGGAAACGCCCCUCGCCGACAACGGCGGCUUCAUGAUGCCCGAGCAAGGCAUCUCGGCUGAAGCUCUGGGCAUCUCGACGGAGUUGCCGACCGACGUCGAGGGCGUCGGCGACCUACAGUUCUUCAAGAAGGAGGACGCGCAAUACUUCGCGAAGAUCUUGACGAACGAAGACGAGAGCGCGCUGUCGGUCGAGGAGCUCAAGGAGCGCAAGAUCAUGCGCCUCCUGCUCAAGAUCAAGAACGGCACGCCUCCGAUGCGCAAGUCGGCGCUGCGACAGAUCACCGACAAGGCGCGCGAGUUUGGCGCCGGCCCGCUCUUCGACAAGAUCCUGCCCCUGCUGAUGGAGCGGACGCUCGAGGACCAGGAGCGCCACUUGCUCGUCAAGGUCAUCGACCGCGUCCUGUACAAGCUCGACGACCUCGUUCGCCCAUACGUCCACAAGAUCCUCGUCGUCAUCGAGCCACUUCUGAUCGACGAGGACUACUAUGCGCGCGUCGAAGGUCGCGAGAUCAUCAGUAAUCUGUCCAAGGCGGCCGGUCUCGCUCACAUGAUCUCGACGAUGCGUCCUGACAUUGACCACGCCGAUGAGUACGUCCGCAACACGACUGCCCGCGCCUUCUCCGUCGUCGCCUCCGCCCUCGGUAUCCCCUCCCUCCUCCCCUUCCUCAAGGCCGUCUGUCGCUCGAAGAAGUCGUGGCAAGCUCGCCACACCGGUAUCAAAAUCAUACAGCAGAUCGCGAUCAUGAUGGGCUGCGCCGUCCUCCCCCACCUCAAGAACCUCGUCGAAGCGGUCGCGCACGGUCUCGAGGACGAGCAGCAGAAGGUCCGCACGAUGACGGCGCUCUGUCUCGCCGCGCUGGCCGAGGCCGCUGCGCCGUACGGCAUCGAGUCGUUCGACUCGGUGCUCAAGCCGCUGUGGACGGGCAUUCGCAAGCAUCGCGGCAAGGGCCUCGCUGCCUUCCUCAAGGCGAUCGGCUUCAUCAUCCCGCUCAUGGACCCCGAGUACGCCAACUACUACACUCGCGAAGUUAUGGUCAUCCUAAUUCGCGAGUUCCAGUCGCCCGAUGAGGAGAUGAAGAAGAUCGUCCUCAAGGUCGUCAAGCAGUGCUCGGCGACUGACGGUGUCCAGCCGCAAUACGUCCGCGAGGAGAUCCUGCCCGAGUUCUUCAAGAACUUCCUCGUCCGCCGCAUGGCUCUCGACCGUCGCAACUACCGCCAGGUCGUCGAGACGACUGUCGAGCUCGCCAACAAGGCCGGCGUCACAGAGAUCGUUGGGCGUAUCGUCAACGACUUGAAGGACGAGAGCGAGCCGUAUCGCAAGAUGGUCAUGGAGAUCAUCACCAAAGUCGUCGCCAACCUCGGCACAGCCGACAUCGAUGAGCGCCUCGAAGUGCAGCUCCUUGACGGCAUCAUCUACGCCUUCCAGGAGCAGACGGUCGAGGACAACGUCAUGCUCGAAGGCUUCGGCACCGUCGUUUCGGCGCUCGGCAUUCGCGUCAAGCCCUACCUGACGCAGAUCGUCUCGACCAUCCUCUGGCGCCUCAACAACAAGAGUGCCAAGGUCCGUCAGCAGGCCGCCGACUUGACAAGUAGGCUCGCGCUUGUCAUCAAGCAGUGCGAGGAGGACACGCUGCUCUCGAAGCUCGGCGUCGUCCUCUUCGAGCAGCUCGGUGAGGAGUACCCCGACACGCUCGGCAGCAUCAUCUCGGCCAUUGCAGCCAUCGCCAACGUCGUCGGUAUGACGCAGAUGAGCCCUCCCGUCAAGGACCUCCUCCCCCGCAUGACGCCCAUCCUGCGCAACCGACACGAAAAGGUGCAAGAGGCGUCGAUCAACCUCAUCGGACGUAUCGCCGACCGUGGCGCAGAGUUCGUCUCGGCUCGCGAGUGGAUGCGCAUCUGCUUCGAGCUGCUCGAUCUCCUCAAGGCGCACAAGAAGGCGAUCAGGCGCGCGGCAGUGAACUCGUUCGGCUACAUCGCCAAGGCAAUCGGUCCGCAGGACGUACUAAGCGUCCUCCUCACCAAUCUCAAGGUUCAGGACCGCCAAAGUCGUGUCUGCAGCACCGUCGCCAUCGCCAUCGUCGCCGAGACUUGCGGUCCCUUCACGUGCAUCCCCGCCAUCCUCAACGAGUACCGCACGCCCGAGCUGAAUGUCCGGAACGGCUGCUUGAAGGCAAUGUCGUUCCUCUUCGAGUACAUCGGCGAGAUGGGCAAGGACUACAUCCACUCGGUCCUCACCUGCCUGGAGGACGCCCUCACCGACCGCGACCAGGUCCAUCGCCAGACGGCCGCCUCGAUCGUCAAGCACUUGGCGCUCGGCACUGCAGGCCUCGGCAACGAGGACGCCCACCUUCACCUGCUCAACCUCGUUUGGCCGAACGUCUUCGAGACCUCGCCUCACGUCAUCGGCGCCAUGCUCGACGCCAUCGAGGCGAUGCGUGUCGCUCUCGGUCCCGGCGUCGUCCUCGCCCACGUCCUCCAAGGUCUCUUCCACCCCGCUCGCCGCGUUCGCGAGGUGUACUGGCACAUCAUGAACACGCUCUACAUGGGUGCGCAAGAUGCUCUCGUCGCGUUCUACCCGACCCUCGAUGGCCUCUCCGACGAGCGCAACUCAUACGAGCGCGACAACCUCCUCAUGUGGAUCUAG
Molecule: messenger RNA, 3654 nt
Organism: Rhodotorula toruloides NP11
Lineage: Eukaryota; Fungi; Basidiomycota; Microbotryomycetes; Sporidiobolales; Sporidiobolaceae
Product: splicing factor 3B subunit 1
Exons: 7
Coding region: 1-3654 (1217 amino acids)
Biological process (GO): spliceosomal complex assembly
Cellular component (GO): U2-type prespliceosome; U2 snRNP; U12-type spliceosomal complex
Molecular function (GO): mRNA binding
Source: RefSeq, a predicted model, not a curated record